GCCAUAUAUAACCACACCCAUUGCAUAUAUUGCUUACACCUUUAUAGUACUACGUUUAGUACUGUAUCUUUUAUCAAUCGGUCACGUUAAUAUAGGUAAAUAUGGCGGUUAAGGAGAAGAAGUCGAAGGAGGCCGUGAUGCGUGCGGCCAUGGCCUCUCGCGGUAAAAGGAAGAAGUGGGUUAAGGUUAAGACCAAGGACAAGGCUAACCACGCUGUGUUUUUCGACAAGGCCACUUAUGAUAAAUUGAUGAGUGACAUUCCGAAGGCUCGUUUGAUCACAAUUUCUACUAUUGUUGACAAACUCAAGGUGAAUGCUUCUAUGGCCAGGAAGGCCUUGGCCCACCUUGAAGAGCAGAAGCUCAUCAAGCCUGUGUGUGAUCAGCACCAUGCUCAAAGGCUUUACACUAAGGCUUAAGCGUGUCUUCUUUAUGAUGAAACAGUAUCCUCAGUGCUCUGCACGAUGAAGGUUUGUCAUAGUUACACUGAAAGGAGGCAUAUGACACCGCUAAUAUCUAAUCACCAUUCAU
This is a messenger RNA of Babesia bovis T2Bo, 528 nucleotides long. Its product is annotated as putative ribosomal protein S25. Gene Ontology annotation, molecular function: structural constituent of ribosome. Gene Ontology annotation, cellular component: cytosolic small ribosomal subunit. The coding region runs from base 102 to 416 and encodes 104 amino acids. The record is from RefSeq and is a predicted model, not a curated record. The transcript has 2 exons. Lineage: Eukaryota; Apicomplexa; Aconoidasida; Piroplasmida; Babesiidae.